Molecule: messenger RNA, 1307 nt
Organism: Fusarium vanettenii 77-13-4
Lineage: Eukaryota; Fungi; Ascomycota; Sordariomycetes; Hypocreales; Nectriaceae
Product: 60S ribosomal protein L4
Exons: 4
Coding region: 50-1108 (352 amino acids)
Biological process (GO): translation
Cellular component (GO): ribosome; cytosolic large ribosomal subunit
Molecular function (GO): RNA binding; structural constituent of ribosome
Source: RefSeq, a predicted model, not a curated record
CCAAUUUCGACGCCGCACGACGAACAAGGUCCAAGUCCCAACCUUCACAAUGGCUUCGCGACCUACCGUCUCCAUCAUCGGCAAAGAUGGUGCUCCCACUGGAGCUACCCACGCCAUUCCCGCCGUCUUCACCAGCCCGAUCCGACCGGACAUUGUCCAGCAGGUUCACACCGGUAUCGCCAAGAACAAGCGACAGCCCUAUGCUGUGAGCGAGAAGGCUGGUCACCAGACCUCUGCUGAGUCCUGGGGAACUGGUCGUGCCGUCGCCCGUAUCCCCCGUGUCUCUGGUGGUGGUACCCACCGUGCUGGUCAGGCCGCCUUCGGUAACAUGUGCCGUUCCGGUCGCAUGUUCGCCCCUACCAAGAUCUGGCGCAAGUGGCACAUCAAGGUCAACCAGGGCCAGAAGCGAUAUGCUGUCUGCUCCGCCCUGGCUGCCUCUGCUGCCGUUCCCCUGCUCCAGGCCCGUGGCCACCAGGUCAACUCCGUCCCCGAGGUUCCCCUGGUUGUCGACUCCGCUCUCUUCGAGGGUGCCGCUAUCGCCAAGACCGCUGCCGCUCUCGGCCUCCUGAAGGCUGUCGGUGCUGGUGCCGAUAUUGAGAAGGUCAAGAAGUCCAAGAAGCUCCGAGCUGGCAAGGGCAAGCUCCGUGGCCGCCGCCACCGCCAGCGACGUGGCCCUCUCGUCAUCUACGAUGCCGAGACCGACGGCAAGGAGCUCGUCACCGCUUUCCGCAACAUCCCCGGUGUCGAGACCUCCCCCGUCACCGCCCUCAACCUCCUCCAGCUCGCCCCUGGUGGUCACCUCGGCCGAUUCAUCGUCUGGACCUCUGCCGCCUUCAAGGCCCUCGACCAGAUCUACGGUUCCACCACCGAGGCCUCGGCCCACAAGCGUGACUUCCUCCUCCCCUCCAACGUUGUCUCCCAGGCCGAUCUCACCCGCCUGAUCAACAGCUCCGAAAUCCAGAGCUCCCUCAACGCUCCCAAGGGCGAGGCCGUCACCCGACGAUCUGCUGUCCAGAAGAAGAACCCCCUCAAGAACAAGCAGGUCAUGCUUCGCCUGAACCCCUACGCCUCCGUGUUCGCCCAGGAGGCUCAGAAGAAGCAGAACUAAGAUUCUCGACUUGCUGGGUGUGCAGCAGGCUGGGAGGGAAAUUGGUGACGGGUCUGGCAUGAUUUGAUAUCGAGGCGUAAUGGCUUCUGGAAGGUUGAGCUCUUAAAAAUGAAUCAGAGAUUUGAUAUGAAUUCCAGCCUAGACUCGGCAUUGGUUCCGUACUUUGAUGUUUAACGAUUGAGCGUUGUGAAUUGCGUCA